This is a messenger RNA of Eruca vesicaria subsp. sativa (arugula), 1266 nucleotides long. The record is from the annotation of a GenBank genome assembly. NCBI's taxonomy places the organism in Eukaryota, Viridiplantae, Streptophyta, Magnoliopsida, Brassicales, Brassicaceae.
AUGUCUCAUUUCAAAAUAAUGACUCAACUGUUUUGUUGUCCAUUGAGUUGGAAUAUUAAGAACGAAGUUUUUGAUUGUGUUCUAGAGCUAUGGAUAAGCAGAAAUGGAUCUCCUUAUGUUCCCAAGAAGCUGUCUCCUCGGGCUUCUCGGCCACUGGAGUUAGCAGCUCUAGAGCCUGACUCUUCUUCAUCUCCUAUCUCAGCUAAUAACAGAACACCAAAGGACAAACGUCCAGUUGUUCCAGACCGUAGAUCUCCAGGAAGUCCUGUCUCCGAGAAGAAGAGGCCGAGCAGAAUAACGGAGCUUGAGUCGCUAGUCUCAAAGCUUCAAGAGGAGCUGAAGAAGGCGAAACAUCAAAUCACACUGUCUGUGACAUCAAAGAAGCUAGCAAACCAAGAAGUAGAAAAGCCCAGGAAACAGCUACAAGAAGUUUCUGCUAAGCUCCAGGAGGCUCAGACUCAGGUCUUGGAAGACUAUGCCAGUUUAAAACUUGGGGAAUCAAAUGAGAUGAAGGAAGAAAUAUCUUCCUUGAGAUGUGAGGUAGAGCGACUGAGAGCGGCUCUAGAAGCCUCUGGUAGAAAAGUCCAAGCGGGGAAUGUAGCGGCUUCCUCUCGCUUAAGGAUACAAGCUGAACUCAACUCUGAAUUAAAGGCAGCUAAAUCCAAGAUAGACAAGCUAGAGGCAAGGUUGGUGGCUAAGAAAACAGAGUUAAAGUGUAUCUUAGAGGAGAAAGAUAACCUACACCUAUUACUGAAGAAGAAGAACCAGAAAGAGGCAGAUGCUGAAGCUGAGCUGAAACAACUGAGGGAGGUAAUCGAGAAGUUAAAGGAGCAUUUGAUGGAUGAAGAGACAGAACUAGAGAUCAUUUCAGACGAGAACGAGACACUGAAGUCAGAUAUCCACAAGAGGGAGACAGAUUUACAAGACGCCCUCAUGAAGCUAGGGGUUGCAAUGGAAGAGGCUGACAAGAGUAGACAGAGAGCGGUUAGAGUCACUGAGCAACUAGAUGCUACUCAAGCGUCAAACUCAGAAAUGAAAACAGAACUCAGGGAGCUCAAAGUUCAAUCAAACCAAUGGCAAAAAGCUGCUGAAGCAGCUACCGCCAUGCUCUCUGCUGGAAACAACAAUAAUCAAACAAACUCUCCUUACUCUGAGGAUAUCGAUGAUGAAGUGCAAAAAAGAAAAAUGGGAAAGCGCUUAAGAAGAUUGGUGCUUUGUGGAAUAAGGCGAUGAAAUUGCUGGAGAAUGACGACUAUAAAUAAUAAU